AUGAGAGAUAUACGUUCUCUGUCCAUCAUGCAUAACGUGAGACCUCUCGAGUUUCCGACAAGGUCUAUGCAGGAGGAAAACCAGGCUCACAGGAACCGUUCAUCUUCUUGGUCCUCUUGGAGACGGACCAAUUUGCUUCGUAAUAACGAACCAAGAUAUUCCCUGCAAUAUGAGUAUAUAUUCACAUGGGUGAUGGCUUGGCAGACGGAUACACGUACUGAUGAGAAUAGCUUCAUGCUGAGGUUGAAGAUAGUAGGAGCUUACUCACUCGCGAAGAAGGACAUAUUUGGUGCUAGCGACCCUUACGUCCGGGUGGAACUUCAGAAGGUUGACAGCGACUUCACGUUCGAGACAUUUCUGACGAAAACUAAGAAAAGGACAUUAAACCCGGUAUGGAACCAGGAGUUUGUGUUCCGUGUGAAGCCCCAGGAGCAGAAGCUGCUGAUCCAGGUGUUCGACGAGAACCGCCUCACGAGGGACGACUUCUUGGGGAUGGUGGAACUGGCGCUGGCCGGCGUGCCUUCGGAGAGCGCCACCAGCCCGCGGCCUGCCAGCGUCAAAUACCCCCUGCGCCCGCGCAGGUCCGUCGCUCGGUCGCGUGUCCGCGGGUCGCUGGAGGUGUACUGUGCGCUGACGGGGCGAGUCGAUGAGCGAGCCUCAGACAAUGAACCCGCGCCGCCGGCUAUCAACACGAGCGACUCAAAUGCAGCAAGUUUGGAUGAAGAUUCAACUGCCACCUCUAGCGUGGAUGAGACUGCUGUGACAGUACCGUCGCCAACCGGAGACGACUGGGAGUUGGUGGACGCACCGAGCAAUGUGUCUGGAGAGCCGCUGCCUGCGGGCUGGGAGGAGCGCCAGGAUGCUAACGGCCGUACUUACUAUGUGAACCACGUGGCCAGGUCCACGCAGUGGGAGAGACCUACGUUGAUGCGUAACAUGUCAACGGAGUCACAGGCUGAGCGUAUGGAAACAGCAGCCACUGAGUUCCAAAGACGUUUCCACAUCUCGGCUGAUGAAGACCGGCCGCCAGCGAGACAGACGCAGAUAGAAAUGAAAAUCUCUAAACAGGAGGAAUCGAAUGAUACACAGCCGGACAAUACGACCGAGCACACGGCCCUCGCUACAUCGAUACUAUCACCUGAGAACAAUCAGGACUCGACAGAGGACGCGACACAGAACACGACACAGAACGCGACACAGGAAGCGACACAGGACGCUUCGCAAUCAGAAGACGGCGCUCAAGCGUCCACAUCAGAAACAACUCAAGAACCUGUACAGGAUAAUAUAAAUAAAAACUGUGAUACUAAUUUAAGUGACAACAAAGAAAAAGACGACGGCUGUCAAAAUGACGCUACGGAAACAGGCGGUGAAGUGGACAAUGCUCAAGCAGAUAAUAAUAAUGCUAGUCAAGAAAUAAUAGAUAUACAAGCGACUGGAGACACAGAAGUAGAUGGAGAAGGGGCGAUAAACGACACAGAAUCAAACGGCGUUGAUGAUGACGCGAGGACAGAGAUAGAGGAGAUAACAUUCGGGAGGGAGAGAACACUUACAGACGAGACGGGCGGCUCAACGGAAUCAUUGACGUUUGACGAGAACCAUUUCAGCACGCCGACGGGAGGCGUCACGCCGGAGAGAAGGAUGUCACCUUCACGACGGCGGACGACCAACUCGCUGACCGAGUCGGAGGACGAGACCGAUGGAUCCUCGGAGAGUACUCGGAGCACCAGCUCGAGCAGCAGCCAGAGUCAGAACCUACCGAACAGUGACGGUCUGCCGUCCGGUUGGAGUAUGCAGCGAGCUCCGAAUGGAAGAAUAUUCUUCAUAGAUCACAAUCAGAAAACUACUACAUGGAUCGAUCCCAGAACAGGCUGUGCGUCCAGCCUACCCUCGGCAGCGGCGAGUGCGGAGGUUGACACGGAUGAGUUGGGCGCGCUGCCCGAGGGCUGGGAGGAAAGAGUACACACUGAUGGAAGGAUCUUCUUCAUAGACCACAACACUCGCACGACCCAAUGGGAGGACCCUCGCCUCUCCAACCCUCAGAUCGCGGGUCCGGCCGUGCCUUACUCGCGGGACUACAAGCGGAAAUACGAGUAUCUCAAGAGUCAGCUGCGAAAACCGAGCAACGUGCCCAACAAGUUCGAGAUCAAGGUGAGACGGAACUCGAUCCUGGAGGACUCGUACCGGAUCAUCAGCUCCGUGAGCCGCAUCGACCUGCUCAAGACAAAGCUGUGGGUGGAGUUUGAGUCCGAAGUCGGCUUAGACUACGGCGGUCUCGCUCGCGAGUGGUUCUUCCUUCUAUCCAAGGAGAUGUUCAACCCCUACUACGGUCUGUUCGAGUACUCAGCAAUGGACAACUACACGCUGCAGAUAAACCCCAACAGCGGGGUCUGUAAUGAAGAGCAUCUCAGCUACUUCAAGUUCAUAGGGAGAGUGGCCGGCAUGGCGGUCUACCACGGGAAACUACUCGACGCGUUCUUCAUCCGUCCGUUCUACAAGAUGAUGGUGGGCAAGACUAUCGAGUUACAGGACAUGGAGUCCGUAGAUCUGGAGUACUACAACUCGCUCGUGUGGAUCAAGGAGAACGAUCCGUCCGAGUUGUACCUGACGUUCGCGGUGGACGAGGAACAGUUCGGGAACACCAUCCAGAGGGAGCUGAAGCCGGGCGGCGCUAAUAUAGCGGUUGAUGAGACCAACAAGGACGAGUACAUCAAGCUGGUGAUCCAGUGGCGGUUCGUGAGCCGCGUGCAGGAGCAGAUGUACGCGUUCCUGGAGGGGCUGGGCGCGCUGGUGCCGCUGCCGCUGCUGAAGAUCUUCGACGAGCACGAGCUGGAGCUGCUGCUGUGCGGCAUACAGCACAUCGACGUGCGCGACUGGCGCGCCAACACGCUCUACAAGGGCGACUACCACGCCAACCACCUCGUGGUGCAGUGGUUCUGGAGGGUGGUGUUGUCAUUCUCCAACGAGAUGCGUUCCCGCCUGCUACAGUUCGUGACGGGCACCUCGCGUGUGCCCAUGAACGGCUUCAAGGAGCUGUACGGCUCCAACGGACCGCAGCUGUUUACUAUCGAGAAGUGGGGCGGACCUGACAACUACCCAAGGGCGCACACAUGCUUCAACCGCAUCGACCUCCCUCCGUACGAGAGCUACAUGCAGUUGCGUGAGAAGCUAGUGAAGGCUAUCGAGGGCUCGCAGGGCUUCGCCGGGGUCGACUGA
Messenger RNA from Danaus chrysippus (African queen), 3213 nucleotides. Lineage: Eukaryota; Metazoa; Arthropoda; Insecta; Lepidoptera; Nymphalidae. The record is from the annotation of a GenBank genome assembly.